Molecule: messenger RNA, 3370 nt
Organism: Tarenaya hassleriana
Lineage: Eukaryota; Viridiplantae; Streptophyta; Magnoliopsida; Brassicales; Cleomaceae
Product: valine--tRNA ligase, chloroplastic/mitochondrial 2
Exons: 27
Coding region: 180-3104 (974 amino acids)
Biological process (GO): valyl-tRNA aminoacylation
Cellular component (GO): cytoplasm; cytosol
Molecular function (GO): aminoacyl-tRNA deacylase activity; ATP binding; valine-tRNA ligase activity
Source: RefSeq, a predicted model, not a curated record
AUGCCCUUGCGUCAUCCUUUCAUUUUCUCGCUUUGUUGUGGUCGCGACGCACAGAUUAUAAAUACCUCUUUUCCGUCCGUUGGGAGACACUACAAGCACCUCAAGCUUAUCUUGAAUCUUCUACCUCCGAGAAUUCUCGGAUUUUCUCGGGAAUCUUUCCGCGUUUUCCCGAGUUCGCCAUGAUUCUCCAAACUUCUCUCUCUCCGCCUAUCACUCUUCUCUCUCCCUCCUCUUCCCACCGGCUCAACCCUCUCUUUUUCUCCCACCGUCGCCGCCGCCUCCGGCUUGGUCUAUCUCGCUUGAAUUAUACUUCUGCGCAGCGUAGAUGUUCUUUUUCCGUCGUUGCAUCAGGAAAUGAUGUCUUUACUUCUCCUGAGACGGCUAAGACGUUUGAUUUUUCCUCGGAGGAGAAAAUAUACAAAUGGUGGGAGUCACAAGGGUACUUCAAACCAAGUUUCAACCAAGGAGGCAACCCUUUUGUGAUACCAAUGCCACCUCCUAAUGUUACUGGUUCGCUGCACAUGGGGCAUGCAAUGUUUGUGACUCUUGAGGAUAUCAUGGUUAGAUACAAUAGGAUGAAAGGGAGACCAACACUUUGGCUUCCUGGAACUGAUCAUGCUGGUAUUGCUACUCAGUUGGUCGUGGAAAAGAUGCUGGCAUCAGAAGGCAUUAAGAGGGUAGAGCUGGGUAGAGAUGAGUUUACAAAAAGAGUGUGGGAGUGGAAGGAGAAGUAUGGCGGAACUAUCACAAAUCAGAUCAAGAGACUCGGCGCUUCUUGUGAUUGGAGUAGAGAACGAUUCACUCUUGAUGAGAAUUUGAGCCGAGCUGUGAUUGAGGCUUUUGUUAGGCUUCAUGAGAAAGGCUUGAUAUAUCAAGGAUCCUACAUGGUCAACUGGUCUCCUAAUUUACAGACCGCAGUUUCAGACUUGGAAGUAGAAUAUUCUGAGGAACCUGGGUUUUUGUACCAUAUUAAAUAUCGUAUCGCUGGAGGUUCAAGGAGUGAUUUUCUUACCAUAGCAACAACACGCCCAGAGACUUUGUUCGGCGAUGUGGCAGUUGCAGUGCAUCCUCAGGAUGAUCGCUAUUCCAAGUAUAUUGGUCAGAUGGCAAUCGUACCUAUGACAUAUGGUCGGCAUGUCCCAAUUAUUUCUGACAAGUAUGUUGAUAAAGAUUUUGGGACUGGUGUUCUGAAGAUAAGCCCUGGACAUGAUCACAAUGAUUAUCUUCUUGCAAGAAAGCUAGGACUUCCCAUACUGAAUGUGAUGAACAAGGAUGCCACGCUAAAUGAUGUUGCUGGGUUGUAUUGCGGCCUUGACCGCUUUGAGGCGAGGGAGAAACUCUGGGCAGAUCUUGAGGAAACAGGUUUAGCUGUCAAGAAGGAGCCUUAUACUCUACGAGUUCCAAGAUCUCAGCGUGGCGGAGAAGUUGUUGAGCCAUUGAUAAGCAAACAGUGGUUUGUUCACAUGGAGCCUUUGGCCGAGAAGGCCCUUCUUGCUGUCGAAAAGGGAGAACUAACCAUCAUACCGGAGAGAUUUGAGAAGAUAUACAACCAUUGGCUGUCCAAUAUUAAGGACUGGUGCAUUAGCCGCCAAUUGUGGUGGGGGCACCGCAUACCAGUUUGGUAUAUUGUUGGGAAGGACUGUCAGGAGGACUAUAUAGUUGCUAGAAAUGCUGAUGAAGCCCUUAAGAAAGCCUGGGAGAAGUAUGGAAAAGAUGUCGAAAUUUAUCAGGAUCCAGAUGUGCUUGACACUUGGUUUUCCAGCUCAUUGUGGCCUUUCAGCACCCUUGGCUGGCCUGAUGUGUCGGCAGUGGAUUUCAAGAACUUUUAUCCUACAAAUAUGUUGGAAACGGGGCAUGACAUAUUGUUUUUCUGGGUUGCAAGAAUGGUUAUGAUGGGAAUAGAAUUUACUGGGACUGUUCCAUUUUCACAUAUCUAUCUUCAUGGACUUAUUCGAGACUCUCAGGGGAGGAAAAUGUCAAAAACACUUGGGAAUGUUAUUGAUCCACUUGACACAGUUAAGGAUUUUGGAACCGAUGCUUUGAGAUUUACCCUUGCGUUGGGAACUGCUGGUCAGGAUCUCAACUUGUCUACUGAGAGGUUGACUGCAAAUAAAGCAUUCACCAACAAACUAUGGAAUGCUGGAAAGUUUGUGCUGCAGUCUCUUCCCAGUCUUAGCAACACAUCUGCUUGGGGGAAUUUGCUGGCUUUAAAGUUUGACAAGGAAGAAGCUCUGGUGUCAUUACCAUUGCCUGAGCGUUGGGCGGUGUCAAAACUUCAUAUUCUUAUCGAUGCUGUCACAGCAAGUUACGAGAAGCUUUUCUUUGGAGAUGUUGGAAGGGACACAUAUGAUUUCUUUUGGAGCGAUUUUGCUGAUUGGUAUAUCGAAGCCAGCAAGUCUCGGUUGUAUGGAUCAGGAGAUGAUGAUUCAGCUACUCUGGUUUCCCAGGCAGUCCUGUUAUAUGUCUUCGAGAAUACACUAAAGUUGCUGCAUCCUUUUAUGCCUUUUGUAACAGAGGAUCUAUGGCAGGCACUUCCAUAUAGGAAAGAAGCCCUAAUUGUAUCCCCAUGGCCACAGAAUUCACUGCCAAGGGAUGUUGAAUCGAUCAGAAGAUUUGAAAAUUUACAAGCUCUGACUAGAGCAAUUAGAAAUGCUCGAGCGGAGUAUGGAGUGGAGCCGGCAAAGCGUAUAUCUGCAUCCAUAGUUGGAAAUCCAGACGUUGUUGAAUACAUUCUGAAAGAGAAGGAGGUCUUAGCUCUUCUCUCAAGGCUUGAUCUGAAUAAUGUUCACUUUACCAACUCUCCUCCUGGUGAUGCAAAUAUAUCAGUGCACCUUGUGGCGAGCGAAGGGCUAGAGGCGUAUCUUCCGCUUUCGGAUAUGGUCGACGUUUCUGCCGAAAUCCAACGCCUUUCCAAGCGCCUCUCCAAGAUGCAAACUGAAUACGAUGCACUCCUAUCUCGCCUCAACUCUCCAAAGUUUGUAGAGAAAGCUCCUGAAGAAGUGGUGCGUGGGGUGCGGGAGAAAGCAGCAGAAGCGGAAGAGAAGAUAAAGCUUACACAAACCCGUCUUGAGUUUCUCAACUCCACCACUUGCGUCUCUCCCUAGAUCUCUCUCUCUCUCUCUCCAGGUAAUUUUGUAUUAAAUAAACAAAAUGCAUUUCCAUUUCCAUUGUCAUCAUUAUGCAUGCUAUGAAUGAUAAGAGUAAGAACAAAAGAGAGAAAAAAGGGGCAGACAAAGAAAACGGACCCAACCCUCACAUGCUCCGUUAAAACUCCACUCUCUCUCCGCUAUUUCGCCGCAUUUUUCGCCUUCUUUAUGACUUUUGUUUUUAAUAAUUUCGUUACAAGUAAUACGCUGUGUUUUUUUUUCCA